AUGAGGGUCUCCAUUGCUUUGAUUGUAUUUAUCGCUGCGCGUGGAGCAACGCCAAAUAUGGAGAUAUCGGUUUUGACAAGCUUUAUUGUGAACUUGGUUAGGACCAAUGAAGCAAUAGUUUUUUCCUGUUCAGACAAAGAUUUGCUGCUUAUUGCUUCUGCGUUUAUGAAAAAUGACCAGUUUUUUAAUUAUGUACAUAUGAACCAAAGGUACUAUCUACCCUUUAUACUGGCCCGAAAUAGCCAUGGUAGAACUUCUGUUAUAGUAAAUACCAGAUGUAAUGCUGCAAUUAGUAUUUUGGCUGAUGCUUCUGCAAAUAAAUACUUUAACAAAACCUAUCAGUGGUUAUUAUGGGGUGUUGGAGUAGAAGUUAAAUAUUUACUGCCAAUGGAACUGGAAUAUGUUGGUCCAAACGCUCAAAUAACCUACGUUAAUAAAACAAGUAACAACUACUAUCUUUGGGAUAUUCAUUCAAAAGGACGUCACCUACAAUCGGGCUUAGAACUACAACUAAUAGCAACGGUAAAGAAUUAUAAAGGAGAUUUUUACCUGAAUAUAGUUCAAGAUAUUUUUAAGCUACAAAGCACAGAAUACCGAGGGCAAUUUAAUGGGAUAACACUACGAGGAGCAAGCGUUAUUGACAAAGAGGAUAUAACUACAACUAAACAAAUCGAAGCUAUACUUUCGCGGCCAACAAAAGAUUCGGGAGUGGCCGCCUUUAUAAAAUAUCACUAUGAACUUUUGGGACUUUUACGGGAUCGUUUUAAUUUCUCUGUUAAUUUUCGUAACUCAAGAGGAUGGGCUGGAAGACUAGGUAACACUACAUUUCGCCUUGGACUUCUAGGAAUUAUUAAACGAAACGAGGCAGACAUUGCAGCAUCUGGAGCAUUCAAUCGAAUUAACCGUUUUGCGGAGUUUGAUAUAAUACAUCAGAGCUGGAAAUUUGAAACCGCAUUUAUUUAUAGAUUUACUCCAGAUUUAGAUACUCAUGGAAAAAGUGGUAAUUUCUUGGCUCCCUUUAGCAAAGCGGUUUGGAUUUUGAUUCUUGUUUCGCUAACAGUGUUUAGCAUAAUUUGGGUGCUAUUUGAAAUUAUAAACAGCAAAUUGAGUCCUACAAAUCAUAAUUUCAAAAUCAACAACAUAUCUGAACCCCAGAAAUAUUACACAUUAAAAAUUCAAACCAAAUCUAGUUGGGCUGAACGGGUCUUGCAAACGUUUGCAGCUCUAUGCCAACAGGGCUUGGACCCUAUCCCAAAAGAUCAUCCAUCGCGUUUUGUCGUAAUAACAAUAUUUUUAUUUUCACUUGUAAUGUAUAACUAUUAUACUUCUUCUGUGGUUGGUGGAUUGUUAAGUUCUUCCGAUAAAGGCCCAGCUACUGUUGAUGAUAUAACAUCUAGCUCACUUACAAUAUCUUUUGAAGACAUUGGUUACUAUAAAGUAUUAUUUCGAGAAAGUAAAAACCCAGCUUUAACCAGACUAAUAAAAACCAAAUUGUCCUCAUCAAGAUCUUUGGGUAAAAUAUCAGUUUUUGCACAUAUUGAAGAAGCUGUGCCAUAUAUCAAAUUAGGUGGUUUUGCAUUUCACUGUGAGGUAGUGGACGCCUAUCCUUUGAUUGCUGAAUUAUUUGAUGCUAGUGAAAUUUGUGAUCUACGCGAGGUAUCCGGCCUAAUGGAUGUAGAAAUGCUAAAUUGGAUAUUGCACAAAAACAGCCAAUAUACUGAACUUUUCCGAGUAGCAAUGUGUUCGGCACGGGAAAGUGGUUUCGUGGAACGAAUCCUUCGCCGACGACAAAUUAGAAAGCCUACCUGUCAAUCAUUUUACACUGUAUAUCCAGUAACCUUAUCAGGGGCUCUAGCAGCUUUCAUUGUGUUGAUUUGUGGAAUUAUUAUUUCUAUACUAAUGUUGAGUACCGAAUUAAUUUAUGCAUAUGUUUACUUUAAAAAAGAUGUAGAGUUAAAAAAUGCUCUAUCCACUACUUAUGUUGAGAUCUAAUAGCGACAAACUUAUUUUAAGGUAUUAGUGAAAAUGUAUAAUCGUUUAAUUAAAUUUAAAAUACAGUUACGCUCCAUAACAGAUUUGGGAUUCCUUAACAAAUGCAAUUUUAUUUAGGUUGGCAGUGAUUAGUCAGCUCUUACUGCGUUUGGGCGAUUCAGCAAUCGG
Messenger RNA from Drosophila obscura, 2160 nucleotides. RefSeq names its product ionotropic receptor 75a (gene Ir31a). The transcript is spliced from 6 exons. Lineage: Eukaryota; Metazoa; Arthropoda; Insecta; Diptera; Drosophilidae. Bases 1 to 1992 code for a protein of 663 amino acids. Gene Ontology annotation, molecular function: ligand-gated monoatomic ion channel activity. The record is from RefSeq and is a predicted model, not a curated record. Gene Ontology annotation, cellular component: membrane.